CGGCCGUAGAUUUCGGCCAAGUGCGCCUGCGCAUAAGAGUAGCGGCGUUGAGUCAGGCAGUCAGUGGAGAAAACUGCGGUAGCGACCCUCAGACCUCGCCAUGAAGACUCGCUUUAGCACCAUUGACCUCCGCGCGGUACUCGCGGAGCUGAAUGCCAGCUUAAUAGGAAUGAGAGUAAGCAAUGUUUAUGAUGUGGAUAAUAAGACCUAUCUUAUUCGUCUUCAAAAACCAGACUUUAAAGCUACACUUUUACUUGAAUCUGGCAUACGAAUUCACACAACAGAAUUUGAGUGGCCUAAGAAUAUGAUGCCAUCUAGUUUUGCCAUGAAGUGCCGAAAACAUUUGAAGAGUCGGCGAUUGGUCAGUGCAAAACAGCUUGGUGUGGAUAGGAUUGUAGAUUUUCAAUUUGGAAGUGAUGAAGCUGCUUAUCACUUAAUCAUUGAGCUCUAUGAUAGGGGGAACAUUGUCCUUACAGAUUAUGAGUACCUAAUUUUGAAUAUCCUGAGAUUUCGAACUGAUGAGUCAGAUGAUGUUAAAUUUGCUGUUCGUGAACGCUAUCCAGUCGAUCAUGCUAGAGCUGCUGAGCCUUUGCUUACCUUGGAAAGAUUGACUGAAAUAAUAGCCAGUGCACCUAAGGGUGAACUAUUGAAGAGAGUUCUUAAUCCAUUACUUCCCUAUGGACCAGCUCUCAUUGAACACUGUCUUAUAGAAAAUGGAUUAUCUGGAACUGUCAAAGUGGAUGAAAAAUUUGAAAGUAAAGAUAUUGAAAAAGUACUUGUUUGUCUGCAGCAAGCAGAAGACUAUAUGAAAACAACAUCCAACUUCAGUGGAAAGGGGUACAUCAUUCAGAAAAGAGAAAUAAAACCAAGCUUGGAAGUUGAUAAACCGACUGAAGACAUAUUCACGUAUGAGGAAUUUCAUCCUUUCUUGUUUUCUCAACAUUCACAAUGUCCAUAUAUAGAAUUUGAAUCAUUUGACAAGGCUGUGGAUGAAUUUUAUUCCAAGAUAGAAGGUCAGAAAAUAGAUUUAAAAGCUUUACAACAGGAAAAACAAGCAUUGAAGAAAUUAGAUAACGUCCGAAAGGAUCAUGAAAACCGAUUAGAAGCUCUUCAACAGGCUCAGGAAAUAGACAAACUUAAAGGAGAGCUCAUAGAAAUGAACCUACAAAUAGUUGACAGAGCCAUUCAGGUUGUUCGAAGUGCUUUAGCCAACCAGAUAGAUUGGACGGAAAUCGGGUUAAUUGUGAAAGAAGCCCAAGCUCAAGGAGACCCUGUUGCAAAUGCAAUUAAAGAAUUAAAACUACAAACAAAUCAUGUUACAAUGCUACUAAGAAAUCCAUACUUGUUAUCAGAGGAGGAAGAUGACGAUGUUGAUGGUGACAUCAGUGUUGAAAAAAAUGAAACCGAACCACCAAAAGGAAAAAAGAAAAAACAAAAGAAUAAACAGCUGCAGAAGCCUCAGAAAAAUAGGCCAUUACUUGUUGAUGUUGAUCUCAGCUUGUCAGCAUAUGCCAAUGCCAAAAAAUACUAUGAUCACAAGAGGUAUGCUGCUAAGAAAACACAAAAGACCGUUGAAGCUGCUGAAAAGGCAUUUAAAUCAGCAGAAAAGAAAACAAAGCAAACCUUAAAAGAAGUCCAAACAGUUACCUCUAUUCAGAAAGCAAGAAAAGUAUAUUGGUUUGAGAAAUUUCUGUGGUUCAUUAGCUCAGAGAACUAUCUAAUUAUAGGUGGACGAGAUCAGCAACAGAAUGAAAUAAUUGUGAAAAGAUACUUGACAACAGGGGACAUUUAUGUACAUGCUGAUCUUCAUGGAGCUACUAGCUGUGUAAUUAAGAAUCCAACAGGAGAACCCAUUCCCCCUCGGACCUUGACUGAAGCGGGCACAAUGGCACUUUGCUACAGUGCUGCUUGGGAUGCACGAGUUAUCACUAGUGCUUGGUGGGUGUACCAUCAUCAGGUGUCUAAAACAGCACCAACUGGAGAAUAUUUGACAACAGGAAGCUUCAUGAUAAGAGGAAAAAAGAAUUUCCUUCCUCCCUCAUAUCUAAUGAUGGGGUUUAGUUUCCUCUUUAAGGUAGAGGAGUCUUGUGCUUGGAGACAUCAGGGUGAACGAAAAGUCAGAGUGCAGGAUGAAGACAUGGAAACACUGGCGAGUUGCACAAGUGAACUCAUAUCGGAAGAAAUGGAUCAACUAGAUGGAGGUGAGAGUAGCAGUGAAGAAGAUAAAGAGGAAUCACACGAAACUCCUGUGGAAAUGGAACUCAUGACUCAGGUUGACCAAGAGGAUGUCACUAUUCAGAGUGGUAGGGAUGAGCUAACUGAUGAACUACUUCAGGAAGAAAGCUCUGAAGAUGAAGGAGAAUCCGAAGAUGUAGUAAAAGAUCAGGAACCUGUUGGUGAAAUGAAGGAUGAAGGGGAAGAGACAUUAAAUUAUCCUGAUACUACCAUUGACUUGUCCCACCUUCAGCCCCAGAGGUCCCUCCAGAAAUUGGCUUCAAAAGAGGAAUCUUCUAAUAUGAGUGACAGUAAAUUACAGAGCCGGAGACAUUUGUCAGCCAAGGAAAGAAGGGAAAUGAAGAAGAAAAAGCUUCCAAGUGACUCAGGGGAUUUAGAAGUGAUCGAGGUAAAGGACAAAGAAAAAGAAAAUACUCUACAUAUUGAAACUCAUGCAGACACAAGCAAACGUGCGCCAGCCGUGCAGCCGAUGAAACGAGGCCAGAAGAGUAAAAUGAAAAAAAUGAAGGAAAAGUACAAAGACCAAGAUGAGGAAGAACGUGAACUCAUCAUGAAAUUGCUGGGGUCUGCAGGUUCAAACAAAGAAGAAAAAGGGAAGAAGGGGAAGAAAGGAAAAACAAAGGAUGAACCUGUAAAGAAACAGCCCCAGAAACCUAGAGGUGGACCAAGGGCUUCAGACAGCAUAAAGAAAGAAACUCCCUCCCUUGAGGUUGUAACUCAUGAGUUACAAGACUUGGCCGUAGAUGAUCCACAUGAUGACAAGCAGGAAGAGCAAGAUCUGGAUCAACAGGGUAAUGAGGAAAAUCUCUUUGACUCUUUGACUGGGCAGCCACAUCCUGAAGAUGUAUUACUGUUUGCCAUUCCAAUAUGUGCCCCUUACACCACCAUGACAAACUAUAAAUACAAAGUGAAACUUACUCCUGGAGUUCAGAAAAAGGGAAAAGCGGCAAAAACAGCCCUGAAUAGUUUCAUGCAUUCCAAAGAAGCAACAGCAAGAGAAAAAGACUUGUUUCGCAGUGUAAAGCCCUAAAGCCACAGCUUCUUUCCCAAGCUGCGUCAUGUUGUGUCGAAGUUCUCUUUCUCCGCCUAAGCCCCGAAAAACACAUGGCUCUACUACACCCACAGCAGUGCCUUGCAAAAUCUUUUAGGCACAGAACACUUUCUUCAAACAAAAUCUUCAGCAAAGCCUAACUGAAGAGGAGCUACGCUUGUUAAGAUGGGAGUCGGGACGGGUGGUCUGGAGCCUGCCCAACACCAGUAUGCUCGUCCCCCAGGUGUCCCAAGGCCUGUGAAAGAAAUCCCUAGAGCGCCUAGGAGUACAGUCUGAAACUCUGUCAUCCACACUGAACCACUUGGCGUUCCCAUAAAUAAGACAUACUUGUUUAUACCUCUGCCUCUUGAUAUCUGUAUCUUGGCUACCCCUUCCAAUUAUGAUUCAAUUCAACCCUCUUGGGUGAAGACUUUCCUUAUUCUGUUCCUCCAUCCUGCCAAACACAAUGUCAAGGAUUCUUUUUCAGAUUUAACAAUAUUUAAAUACUUAACAAUAUUUACUGAGCUAUUAUACUAUGAGCUCUAUGUAUCUCCUUAUAUGCUACUGAAAUCAGCUACUUCUUUUGUGUGUCCCUUUUAGAAUGUGAGUUCCUAGGGGUGGGGACUGUAUCUUUCAUCUCUGUGUCUCCGGAGUCUAACCAAAGUGCUCACAAGGUGCUAAGUUGCUAAAUAAAUUUAUGAGUCUCCCUAAAUCAUAUGCACCUUUCUGACUGACAUUUGUGUCUUACUGGCUUGAGACAACAACUGUUCUCUUGUUCCGAUUUGGGAAAAAACACCGACAAAGUCUGAACAACCAGUAUCUUAUAGUGCCAUAUUAUAGGAAUGUUAGUAUAUAAAAUGUUGUCAGUAUUAAUUUAUCCUUAUAGCUGAGUGGUGGUCUGCUAAUUUUUACCCUGCCCCUCAUGAUUGCAUCUUGUUUUCAUUUGGCUUACUAAUAUUUAUCUAACACCCCAGGGUUCUAAGAGACUAAGCAGCUGCAGAGAGCACAAAGCAAAACCACUUAGGAAAUUACUGCACAUAGGUUAUCAACCAAAGUUGAUUUUACCAAAGGCCUAGAUGUAGACUGGUAGACAAAAUACUAAAAUAAAAUGCACAUUCAUACCAUUAUCACAUACGUGUAUUUUUUAAAUUGGGACAGGAGUAAGUAUAGACUAACCUUAGAAAUCUGAAGU
Molecule: messenger RNA, 4457 nt
Organism: Mirounga angustirostris (Northern elephant seal)
Lineage: Eukaryota; Metazoa; Chordata; Mammalia; Carnivora; Phocidae
Gene: NEMF
Product: nuclear export mediator factor
Exons: 33
Coding region: 101-3265 (1054 amino acids)
Biological process (GO): ribosome-associated ubiquitin-dependent protein catabolic process; rescue of stalled cytosolic ribosome
Cellular component (GO): RQC complex
Molecular function (GO): ribosomal large subunit binding; tRNA binding
Source: RefSeq, a predicted model, not a curated record